ACAAGCAUUUACCUCUAAUAUCUUUGAUGUUACAUAAUAGUUAUGGCGCGAAAUUAUGUUUAGAGAUGAGUUAAUUAACCAGGAAAGAAGGCUCUGUUUGUGAAAACAAGAUUAAAAGGGAGUUUGGGAAUAUUCUAAUUACAAAAUAAAAGGAAAUAUAUCAAAGUUUAGAGAGAACAAAAUUUGGAAUCAAAUUUUCAAAUUGAUAAUGGGUUCUCUAAGAAUUCUUUUUGCCACUUUAGUUUCAAAUUAUUAAAAUUAUGUGAUUAGGUUUCUCCUAUCAUACUCAUUAACUAUUGUUUUUUUUUUCUUCUAAAAGCUUUUACUUCCUCGUUUCCGGGUGAAUCAACAAAAAAGGCGGCAUUCAAAGCUUCUGGCGGGAGCAGGCUGUUGGCCUGGCUAAAUUUGGCUUGUUCACACCAAAUUCUAUAUAUUUUUUUUUCAUCAAACUUUGAGAUUAAACGUCGCUUUGGGACAAAAGCAACCAAGAAAAGGUUACUUAUCGCAAUUUCCUUUUCACCUUUCGCCAUUAGCCCCGCGCGCUAAAAUAGCAUUAGCCGCCGCUAACGUUAGCCGCCGACUUCAGCAAACGCCACGAAAAUGUCGGCUGGCAAACGACUAAAGAAGAAGAAACUCUCCGAAGAAGCUUUGAGUAAAGUCUUUGACUUUUCACCAGUCGCCAAGAAGAAAGCGCUCAACUACGGCUCAGAAGACGACCCUGGAGAAGCAUCGGAGGAGAAAACUCCCAUAGCUCCGUUGAAGAAAAGACCAAUUUGCAACUUGAAAGAUGAAGACAGUGCAGUCGCUGUUGGGAGUGAAGUUCACAACAUGUUGGAGCGCUUUGGAGCUGACAUCAACAAGGUGAUGCUCAACAAGCGCAAGCGUCUGGAAAGUCUGACCAAGACUUACAUGAACGGAGGUCAGCUGAAAAUGGAGCAACUGUGGAACGACUACCACAAGCAGAGGCAGAAGAUGACUCAGGAAUGUUCUCAGCAGUUGUCGUCAGUCCUGCAGCAGUGGCAGCUUGAGGUUCAGCAAGUGGAGGAGCAGGAGGAAAAGCUCAAUAAUCUGAUGCGCCAGCAGCAGAAGGUGAUCCAGCAGAGCAAAGUUCUUCAGAAGCAGAAAGUGGAGACCUUGCAAGAGCUCUUCAAGCACUUUGUCAAGAACAUGGAGGACAUGGAGAAGAGCCAAGAGGACAUCCUUCAUCGGGCGCAGCAGGAGCUGAGGAAGGAGAUGGCCACCAUGCAGAAGAAGAUCCUCAUGGACACUGUGAGUCAAGUCGCGUCGAGUUCACGCGCUGACAUGAAAUCAUCUUUGCGCUUUGUCCUUUGGCAGCAACAACAGGAAAUGGCGUCCGUGCGCAAGUCCCUGCAAAGCAUGCUCUUCUAAACUCCUCUCAGCUCAUCUUGCUGACCGUACCGACGUCAACUUUUCUUCUUCUCGAGCAUGCGUGUUCAUCUUCUGUUCAGUGUUGGAAAAGAAGCACUUCGGGGUGGUUUUCUGUCCGCUCUAGUCACCUCCAUGUGUCACCGUUUUGUUCCCAGUGUUCGGACACAAUUUGAAUGUUUAAUUCUAUUUGGGGGAAUAAAAACAAUUAAAAUCUCAA
Molecule: messenger RNA, 1606 nt
Organism: Hippocampus zosterae (dwarf seahorse)
Lineage: Eukaryota; Metazoa; Chordata; Actinopteri; Syngnathiformes; Syngnathidae
Gene: sycp3
Product: synaptonemal complex protein 3
Exons: 7
Coding region: 601-1389 (262 amino acids)
Biological process (GO): spermatid development; meiotic cell cycle
Cellular component (GO): synaptonemal complex
Source: RefSeq, a predicted model, not a curated record